GGAGACAUAUUAGUGACAGGCGGAAGUGGGUUGGUUUGGAAAGAAAACAGAAAAUAAGCCGAAGAAGAUUAUUGUUACAAAAUGGCUUCAGACGGAGGGGAGGUUUAUCCUUCCCCUUCAUCUAAAGGAAGAGAAACGUCUGAUUUUCUGAUGAUGAUAGUUCGUACUCUUUCAACCAGUGCUGACUUUGAGCAGAGGGAAAAGGAAAAAGCAAGAAUUGAGAAAUCUUUCAGACAAAGUGACAAGUUACUUGGGGAACUUGUGACAGACAAUUAUGAAGAUCUAACGAGAGUUACACAAGCCUUCAGUACCAUAAGCAAGAAAAUAUAUGAGUCCCGAGACAAGAUCAAGAAGAUUAAAGAUGAUCUUAGCAGCUGUAAGACACUACUCCACUGUAAACGUGAUGAACUUCGACGACUUUGGAUUGAAGGAGUGGAGCACAAAACCAUGGUCUCACUCCUCGAUCAAAUAGAACAAAUCAAGGAGGUUCCUACCAAACUGGACAAUUUCCUGCUGACAAAACACUAUCUCCACGCCACUGAUUUGGUGGUCCAGGCAGUUGCCAAGUUGGAGGGCCCAUUGUCCGGAGUUAUGGCCCUUAGAGAUCUGAAGUCUGAGCUGACAACACGAAAGGAGCAAUUACACGAGGUUCUGAUCGGUGGCCUCAACAAACAGAUCUAUGUAACAGUCCCUGCCAACCAGAAACCCAGCUAUCGACGCACCGACUCUCUCACACGACAGGGAGACUACCCUUCUCUGGAGCGAAAGAAAAGAUCUGGCCAGGAUAUGUUUCCUACUGUGGAGCCGUUUACACAUGAAGAGAUAAAAGAGGAUUUGAACUCGAACCCAGAAGAAAACCCCUCCCACUUCAUUGCUCUCCUAGUUGAAUCUCUCUUUGUCCUGAAAAAAGUUCCAGAUGGAGCUGAGGGACUGAAGAUCAGGAUACAACCAGAAUUAUCUGCCAUUGUAGCCAGGGCCUCUCAACAGGUGGUCGAAAAUUCUUGCCAACAGGGGGAGCUGUUAGCUAAUAAUAACCAGCCAAGGUUUCUGUUGGAGUUACUUAUGAUGGUGUUUCAGCAGUUCCGCUUGGUCGCACACAUGCACAAGAUGGUGUUAAGAAACCUUAACAGAGUCAUUCCAACCACAGCUGAACAUCAAGAGGAGAAAUCUGGUGUCCUAAUUCGGGGAGAACAGAUGUACGAUAUGACGGAUGUGUGGUCCAAAAUACAAGCUGUGAUUGAGUUGCUGUUACGGGAGUACCUAGAUGUACAAAACACUGCUGCUUCACGACAACGGGCCCCCAGUAGCUUUGAUGAGCCAAGUACAGAUAUCAGCCAAUACUUCUCAAAGAAACGACCAAACAAACCAAAAAAGCCAGCCUUGUUUCGCUUCGAUGCGUCUAUUCAUGCGAUGAGCACCAACAGUUAUGUUGAGGACAGUCGAGCGUUUGAUACGAGUGACAUGUUCAAUGCCAGUAUGUUAGCUGAGAUGGGACUGGAGAAACACCAGAUGGUCUGCAAGCCUAGCGUCUACAAUAUCACAGCCAUCUUUAAGCCACUACAGGACUUCAUCAGGGAGGUAGAAGAUGCUAUUGCCUGUAUGGAUGGAUCCUCAAGUCUUCAGGCCUUCGUCACCGACUUUGUCCAGGAUAUCUUCCUCGGUCAGGUCCACUACUCUGUCAAAAACAGCAUAGAAGCUGCCACCAUAGUGGAUGAGGAAGAACAGUGCUUUGACUCUCUACGUCACGUCGUUGAUCACAAAACACAAAGAGAUCUUGGUGUUUCUCGGCCCUUACUUACAAGCACUGUAAUUGUGGAUAAGAACAUACAGGACUUACAGGAGUUAAUGCAAGAUCUGCCAACAUAUGCUGACCAAUUUCUCAACAUGAUCUGUAACAUACUGAAGGAUUACAGAGACACAUGUCACACAGCAUACAGGGGUAUGGUUCAGUAUGAUGCGGAUGAGAAGCGAAUGAUCAGUGCUAUGUGGGCUAAGGAUGAAGACAUCAGCAGGUUUCUCAGGUCCUUGCCAAGUUGGCAGGUUCUGCAGCCAAUGGAGGGCCAGGACAUGAACCAGGCGAUGUGUUCAGAGGAGGAGAUGAGGACCCUGAACUCUAAGGAGGUGAACAUCCUCAUUAGUAACCUGUCUUCAUCAGACUCUAUGAUCCCUCAGCAGGAGAUCAUCACAGACGCCACACAGAUGAGGACCAUUGCUAACUACCAUCAGAGUCUCGAGUGGUUCACAGGUAGACUAGGACACUUUGCCCAAUCACUUUCCUCCAAGUCAGACAAACAUGGCACCCAGAAAUCAUCAAAAUAUCCUCCAGUAUCCCACAAAGCAUUAGAGUCACUGAACACACUGGAGAAAGAUUUCCAGGACCUGGCUGAAAUUUGUCUGCUAUUGUUACACUUAGAGGUCAGAGUUCACUGCUUCUACUACCUGGAAUUAGUUGCCAGAAAGUCCAACUAUGCGGGACCUAUUGAUGACCUUGACCCGGAUUCUAAUGUCUUGAAGUUGAACAAAGAUCUGACUGCGAUGGAGGAGGUGUUAUCACAGAGCCUGCAGCCAAAUAAGUUUAAAUACAUUUUUGAAGGCCUUGGUUUCUUGGUGGCCUCCAUAUUGAUGAACAGUAUACAAUUUUUACCGAAGAUUAAUGAGAAUGGCAUUAAGAAGAUGUGCCGGAAUCUGUUUGCUAUUCAACAAAACCUGACCAACAUAUCCAUGUCCCGGGAGACUGACCUUGACAUGGCCCGCCAGUACUACGAGCUUCUCUACUUGAACCAAGAUGACAUCCUAACUGCCAUAGCUGAAAAGGGUGCCCAGUUUACCUAUACAGAGUACUGCCAACUUAUCCAGCUAUACCACCGGAGCCAUCCAGGGGGAGACCCUAACCAGCUCGACAAACGGAUGCAGAGGCUAAGGGAGAUAAUCGAGAAGGGACAGAACGGAGUUGCCUGAAACCAGCCAUCUUGUGCAAAACAUGUUUAAUCAUGUUAGCAAAAGAACAUCAAGAUUAUAAUAAACUGCACAUCAGAAAAAGAAAAUUUAGAUUAAACGGCCAAUUAGUGUUGUGUUGCAAAGCUACCACACUUAAACAAUGGUAAGUCCUUGGAACUUGGAUAUGGAAAACAGUCGAAUGGAUACAAUAUGAAAUGGUCGAAUUUCAGAUGAACCAAUGUCCUAUGAAAUCGGUUCACAAACAAGGGAGGCAAAGAUGAAAUAUUUGUCUUUCAAUGAGAAAAAAAGGAGUAAACACUAGCUUUGUUUUCAAGAGAAGACAAGUUAUUUUGGUGUGACCAGAGGUGGGGUAAUGGAAAUAAAGCUGUAAUUAAUUGUAAUGAAUCAAAUGUGAUAAGUUUAAUACAAAAGUGUGAAUGAAAUUGCCAUUACAAAUAUGCAUUAUUUGUAAUGGGAAUUUCAUUCACACUUUUGUAACUUAGUUCAUAAUCCAGUUACAUUUCCAUGUAAAUGAAUCCAUGCCUGGGUGUCUCCGAAGAUGGUGUGUCUCCCUUUUAUAGGAUGCGAUAUGAAAGAUAACCAGGGGAAAGAUACAAACAUUCCCAAACCAGAUUCGCCAAGGGUCUACACAGUUACAGAGAGACAAUGGGAGGUUCUCCUUUUGUUAUGUAUAAAGAAAUUUCUCACCUAUGAUUUGCUUUUAUAAAGAGAAAGAUCUAGAUAAACUCAAUGUCGUGUUCUGUAGAAAUUCUAGAUAUAUUCCUGAACUGUGAGACGAAAAGUUUGAAGUUCACUUAAUUUUGCUAAAAUGUGCUUUUAAUAUUUCAUAAUAUCACACAAUACACAAUAAAUUGCUGGAUAUUUUCAACGAUUGCUUGUAGCAUGUCACACUUACUUUCAUUCCAAUACUUAUUCUAGAAAUGUGUUGUUAACUUAAACCUAGAAUUUUACCAUGUAAUCCACUGAAACAGACACACAGACAUUGGCUACCUUAUACUUUAUAAAUGUGAUGCUGUGUAAGAGUAGACUACAUUCGAAACACUUUCACCACUAUUUCGUUCAAAAGUAAAGUGAUUUUGUCAAUGUGUACAUUCUUGUGUACCUCAUAUGUCAUCACUAAAAUAACAAGAUCUGAUUCUUAGUGUGGAACUCUUCAGGCAAAAAAAGAUACAUUUGACAAAAAAGUAGCAUGUAUCCUUAAUUGAUAAUACUUAUAAUAGCACAUCUCGUGUCAAAGUUGAUGAUACUGAUUUUAGUGCAUCACUUAUCUUGCCAUCGCAAUCAUGAAACCUAAAUCUUUUCCUUAAAAUCAUGAUACUUGCUGAUUUGAAAUCUGUCCAUGUGUCAAAAUUUCUGAACAAAGGGAGAUAAUUCUGCUACUAUUGAUGUUUGUACAGAUAUACUUAUUUAGACCACAGGAACUGUCCUCAUCUGAUUAUAUCAUAGGUGUAUUGACAGACGAGGCUAGUACCGGUGUUUGGACAGGUUUCAGGUGUAUGAUGAAAUCAAAUGUGUUACAAAGUAACAUAGUUUAAACAUCACCAUUUUGGCUUAUGCUUUCAUCUUUUUAUCUUAAAAUGGAGUAUGUUAGAUUCAAAUUUCUGAGAAUCAUUGAUAGCCUUGUGUGUAUUGUCCCUAUUCAAUGAUAAACAAAAAUGGAAAUAUCAAGUAAACUUUCUUAUAAAUCAGUGCCAACAGGAAUAGCUGGCUUCCUUUUUCAAAUUAUGUAUUUAUGCUUUCUGUUCAAAAAUUUCUUCAUUUUUGUAAGGAAGUAUAAGAAAAUGGCUAUGAACAGUAGGUCAACACUGAAACAAAUUCUGAAGUUGGCUGCAUUAUUUUGCUGUACAUUGUCAUUUUGUGUUUGUGUACACUGGUGCUUUAAGUGCAAUAUUUGAUAUUGAGUCAUACCGAGUCAGUAUGUUUUUGUGAUAUGUGAGAUUUUAUUUAUAUGAAUUCAAUUUUGUCUGCAUAAAUAAAUGUAUGAAACAAA
Molecule: messenger RNA, 4948 nt
Organism: Mizuhopecten yessoensis (Yesso scallop)
Lineage: Eukaryota; Metazoa; Mollusca; Bivalvia; Pectinida; Pectinidae
Product: exocyst complex component 4-like
Exons: 28
Coding region: 82-2958 (958 amino acids)
Biological process (GO): chemical synaptic transmission; Golgi to plasma membrane transport; exocytosis
Cellular component (GO): exocyst; synapse; growth cone membrane
Source: RefSeq, a predicted model, not a curated record